Penicillium soppii is the source of this 999-nucleotide messenger RNA. RefSeq names its product inositol monophosphatase family protein. Gene Ontology annotation, molecular function: inositol monophosphate 1-phosphatase activity. NCBI's taxonomy places the organism in Eukaryota, Fungi, Ascomycota, Eurotiomycetes, Eurotiales, Aspergillaceae. Gene Ontology annotation, biological process: signal transduction; phosphatidylinositol phosphate biosynthetic process; inositol metabolic process. The transcript has 6 exons. Bases 1 to 999 code for a protein of 332 amino acids. The record is from RefSeq and is a predicted model, not a curated record.
AUGCCUGGACCCUUACCUCAGGAUGAGCUGGACGAGAUCUACGCCUUCGCGAUAGACCUUGGUCGCAAGGCCGGGAAAAUGCUCAUGGAGCGUGUUGACCAGCGCAUCUCGGGCGAAGAAAGCACCAACAACUUUGAAGAGAAGGAAAAUGCGGUAGAUAUCGUGACGCAGACCGACGAAGACGUCGAAGUAUUUAUUCGGAGUUCCCUAGAAGCCCGAUACCCAACUCACAAAUUCCUCGGCGAGGAGACAUACGCUAAAGGCGACUCGCGCGACUAUCUAAUCGACGAGAAACCAACAUGGUGUAUCGACCCAUUAGAUGGGACCGUAAACUACACGCACAUAUUCCCCAUGUUCUGUGUCUCAAUCGGCUUCAUCGUGGAGCACAAGCCGGUAAUUGGUGUGAUCUACGCCCCAUUCACAGACCAGCUAUGGUCAUCCUGCACCGGGCGCGGCGCCUGGCUAAAUGAGACACGCCGCCUGCCGCUCCUGCACAACCCCAUCCCGCCGAUGCCGCCCAAUGCGCCUGCGCAGUGCGUUUUCUCCUGCGAAUGGGGCAAGGAUCGGCGCGAUAUCCCUGACGGUAAUAUGCACCGCAAGAUCGAGAGCUUUGUCAAUAUGGCGGCGGAGCUGGGCAGUCGGUCUGGGAGGGGCGGGAUGGUGCACGGCAUGCGUAGCUUGGGCAGUGCGACGCUGGAUCUGGCGUAUGUUGCUAUGGGGUCUUUUGACAUUUGGUGGGAGGGGGGUUGUUGGGAGUGGGAUAUUGCUGCUGGUGUGGCAAUUCUUUUGGAGGCUGGUGGGCUUAUGACCACUGCUAAUCCGCCGGAGAAUGAGGCUACGGCACCGAUUGAAGAUGUUCGACUCGGUAGUCGGUUGUAUUUGGCUAUCAGACCGGCUGGCCCGUCCGCUACUGAGACGGGUCGCGAAACGCAAGAGCGCACAGUACGUGAAGUCUGGCGCCGUGUUCGUAACUUGGACUAUUCGCGGCCUGGUGCCUAG